Octopus sinensis (East Asian common octopus) is the source of this 1317-nucleotide messenger RNA. Its product is annotated as methionine aminopeptidase 2-like. Gene Ontology annotation, biological process: proteolysis. The record is from RefSeq and is a predicted model, not a curated record. Gene Ontology annotation, molecular function: metalloaminopeptidase activity. Lineage: Eukaryota; Metazoa; Mollusca; Cephalopoda; Octopoda; Octopodidae.
UAAUGGAAGAAAUACAAGACAGUCAAAUCGCAAAUGACAAAGUUAUAAAUACUUCCAAGAAAAAAAUAAAUAAAAAAAGCUCUAAGACAACUGAAGAUCCGUUAAAUAAGGAAUCUCCACAAGAACUUAUUUCGCCAAAACCUCAUCAAAUUCCUGUCGAUGAAUUAUUUCCUGACGGAAUAUUCAAUCCAGGAGAAUGUUUAGAGUAUAAAAGAACUGUGAGAGAAGGUGCUGAAGAUAGGGACAGUGUUAACAAUGAUUACUAUAAUGAUAUUCGCAAGGCCGCUGAAGUUCACAGAGAAACUAGAAAAUAUAUUAAUGAUUUUAUUAAGCCUGGAAUGAAAAUGAUUGAUAUUUGGUGGGUUUCCCUUUAUUUUCUUUUUAGUGAAGAAUUGGAAUCUACUGUUAGAAGACUUAUUUCUGCUGAUAAGUUAAAGCGUGGGAUAGCGUUUCCUACGGGAGUGUCCCUUAACAACUGCGCAGCUCACUAUACCCCAAACCCGUCUGACGAGACUGUCUUGCGAUAUGACGAUGUUUGUAAAAUAGACUUUGGUACACACGUAAAUGGUCGAAUAAUCGACUGUGCCUUUACCAAGACCUUCAAUCCCACAUAUGAUAAUCUUCUCGAGGCAGUAAAAGAGGCUACAAAUUGUGGAAUACGAGAAGCCGGAAUUGAUGCGAGGUUCAGUGACAUCGGAGAAGCUAUUCAGGAAACAAUGGAAGCACACGAAGUUGAAAUCAGGGGUAAAGUCUAUCCUGUGAAAUGCAUUCGGAACUUAAAUGGACAUACAGUUAAUCAGUACAGGAUUCAUGCCGGAAAGAGUCUCCCAAUAGUCAAAAACGACAGUAAAGAGAAAAUGGAGGUUUUUAGUAUUAAAAAAUUUCAAGAAAACGAGUGCUAUGCCAUCGAGACGUUUGGAUCUACGGGAAAAGGGCAUGUGGUGGACUGUGGAGAAUGCUCUCAUUACAUGCACAAUCCCGACAUCACUUACCACAGCCAAGGUUUAGUCGUUGAAUUGAGUUUUAGAUUGGAAUCGGCUAAAAAGUUAUUUCGACAAAUAAAAUCGAUUUUUAAUACUUUGCCAUUUUGUAAACGGUGGCUAGUGGACAACGGAUUUAUUCGGUAUCAGGUUCCGCUGAAAUUACUAACAUCUUGUGGAAUGGUGGAGUCUUAUCCUCCUCUUGUUGACAUCGAAGGAUGCUAUACUGCACAGUUUGAACAUACUGUUCUUUUGCGCCCCACCUGUAAAGAAGUAGUUAGUCGUGGAGAUGAUUAUUGAUUCUUGUUAUUUUCUUUCAUUUGAUUUUCCUUUGUAA